Penicillium salamii is the source of this 402-nucleotide messenger RNA. The record is from the annotation of a GenBank genome assembly. NCBI's taxonomy places the organism in Eukaryota, Fungi, Ascomycota, Eurotiomycetes, Eurotiales, Aspergillaceae.
AUGACCUCCGGGGCUUGCGCCUGUAACUACAUCAGUUACACAACAACCACCCCGCCAACUCGUCUCGUCAAUUGUCACUGUAAUACCUGCCGCAAGCAAGCUGGUGCACCAUACCAGACAUGGGCACAUUUCUCUACUGACGACAUCGAGUGGCAAAUAAAACCAACAAAGCGACGAGCAAGCAGCACAGCCACGCGCAGCUUCUGUCCUCGUUGCGGCUCGACCGUCAGUAUGGCUUUAGAUCGGAUUCCAGGGCUCAUUGGCCUAGCUGCGGGGACCCUCAAUGAGGGUGAUGCACCAAUUCCUCGGCCUAGCCAUCAUAUUUUCCUUGCUGAAAAGGCGGCAUGGUUUGAAGUGCCAGAGGAUGGGGCGCAGAAGUGGGAUUUGUGGAGUGAAUGGUAA